Messenger RNA from Silurus meridionalis, 2196 nucleotides. RefSeq names its product nucleoporin 62 like (gene nup62l). Gene Ontology annotation, cellular component: nuclear pore central transport channel; nuclear pore. Gene Ontology annotation, biological process: protein import into nucleus; RNA export from nucleus. Lineage: Eukaryota; Metazoa; Chordata; Actinopteri; Siluriformes; Siluridae. Gene Ontology annotation, molecular function: structural constituent of nuclear pore; phospholipid binding. The record is from RefSeq and is a predicted model, not a curated record. Bases 154 to 2109 code for a protein of 651 amino acids. The transcript is spliced from 14 exons.
GAGUUAUCAGGCAUCGGGGGCCUUUGUUGAAAACCUCGGGGUCCUUUGCUAACAGCCGACGCGUGGAUAUGACGUGUGUUUUCCGCGCUUUGCUCGUAUCGGGAAUGGCAACGCAUUUCAUCUGAGUGUUAAAGGUUAUUGUGAGUGGAAAGCAUGUCGUUCAGCUUCGGACAACCUAGCGGUGGGGGCGGGUUUAGCUUCGGCACCCCUAAAACCACGGCGACGACCGGUGCGGUCCCCGGCUUCUCGCUGCCGACGAACGCUCCCCCUUCAGGAGGAUUCAGUUUCGGAGCAGUGCCUCAGCAGCAGCCUCAGGCCCCGGCAACGACUUCUCAAAUCGCUGGACUCCUGGCACAGACCACCACGAGCACUGGAGCCCCACAGGGUGGAUUCAGCUUCGGUGCGGCCGCACAGAGCAGCACUCCUGGUGGAGGCUUUUCUUUCGGAGGUGCUCCAAAACUGAGUCUCGGCUUGACUCCAGCUUCUCAGCCGGCCUCGACAGCAGCGACUCUGGGGGGCCUGUUGAAUUCCUCCAACUCGUCCAGUGGCACAGGCUUUACAUUUGGAGGACUGGCGACUCAGACUGCAGCUUCAACCCAGCAGCCCACAGGAGGCUUCAGCUUUCCCGGGGCAAAGGUUCAGGCUCCUGCAGCAACUACAGCACAGAGCACUCCUUCCUUCUCACUGGGGGGGCAAAGCACAGGUCUCACUCUGGGCAGUGCUGUUGCAACCCUUGCUUCCUCGACUGGGAUUAACUUUGGGAUCAAGCCUGCAGGUCUGGCCACGCCGACUCCUGCCAGUACUGCUGCUGCUUCUGCCCAGGCUCUCCAGGUUGCCCAGGCUUCCCAGGCUCUCCAGGUUGCCCAGGCUUCCCAGGCUCUCCAGGUUGCCCAGGCUUCCCAGGCUCUCCAGGUUGCCCAGGCUUCCCAGGCUCUCCAAGUUGCCCAGGCUUCCCAGGCUGCCCAGGCUGCCCAGGCUUCCCAGGCUCUUCAGGCUGCCCAGGCUGCCCAGGCUUCCCAGGCUCUUCAGGCUGCCCAGGCUGCCCAGGCUCUUCAGGCUGCCCAGGCAUCCCAGGCUUUUCAGGCUACCCAGGCUUCCCAGGCUGUCCAGGCUUCCCAGGCUGCCCCAGUUUCCUCACUGUUUGCCAUUGCUGUCCCCCCCACUUCAGCUCCAAGCUUCAGCUUGGGAGGUUUAAUAAGCACAGCUGCCCCAGCAGCAUCUUCAGCUACAGCCUCCACUGGCUUGAUGCUCAAACCACUUGGAGCCGCCAACACCACCGGCACUACAGCUGCAGCUGUUUCUUCAGCGGCCACCACAAGCUUUUCACUGGGGCUGAAACCCGCCGUCUCUGCUGCACCGCCCAUUUCUACAGUCGUGUCCACCGCUGCAGUUAUCGCCAGUGCUGCACCAGUGAUGUCUUAUGCUCAGCUGGAGUCCUUGAUCAAUAAGUGGAGUUCAGAGCUGGAGGACCAGGAGAGACACUUCCUACAGCAGGCCACUCAGGUCAACGCCUGGGACCGCAUGCUGGUGGAGAACGGAGAGAAGAUUACAUCACUUCAUAAGGACAUGGAGAAGGUUAAACUGGACCAAAGGAGGCUGGAUCAGGAAUUAGACUUUAUUCUGUCCCAGCAAAAGGAGCUGGAGGAUCUUCUUAUUCCUUUGGAGGAGUCGGUAAAGGAGCAAAGUGGGACCAUCUAUAUGCAGAAUGCCGAUGAGGAGCGAGAGAGAACGUACAAGUUGGCAGAAAAUGUCGAUGCUCAGUUGAAGAGAAUGUCCCAAGAUCUGAAGGAGAUCAUCGAGCACCUCAACACAUCCAACGGGCUGGCCGACACAAGCGACCCGGCAGUGGAUCCUUUUAAACAUCGAGUUAUUGCAUCAAGGCUUUCAUUCAUCAUGGACAAUGCUGAACCCCAGACCAAGCACCAGGGGAAGACGUCUCUUGGGUUUGCUCUCCAGCAGAUCUGCAAAAUCCUCAAUGCUCAUAUGGACUCUCUGCAGUGGGUCGAGCAAAACUCUGUUCUGCUUCAGAGGCGUGUGGAGGAGGUGUCCAAGCUGUGCGAGAGCCGCAGUAAGGAGCAGGAGAAGAGCUUUCGUUUAAGUUUUCAGUGAUGGAAAUAGAAAAACGUUUUUGUAAAUGAAAAAAAAUCAUAGUUUUGCUGAUUCUGUUCUAAUAAAACUUAUCCUUUUUACUGUCAA